AACGACCUUGAUCGCAACGUCGUCCGGUACUCACCCUCCCGCCACGAACUCUUAUGCUGCGUGGUUGCUUAGUUGUGAUUGAGGUGCGCCCUCAAUUUCUUCAUAAUCCCUCAAGUGUUUUUCAGGGCGCCCCUUGAGGAAUUUCCGCCUACCUUUCCAACCGAUGCGCUCAAACUAUCAGUUGAGAUGGUUUGUCGAGGAGCCAUUACAAUCCAGUGUUCCGUCUGUCUCUGUGCACCCCGAGGACUGGCUUGCAGAGGAUGGUAUUUAAGGGUGGCUCAACAUCGACAUCCUCAUCAACUCAUCGACAUACUUUCCUUCUUUCUAACACCUCUAGCGCAUCUUAAGCAUGUUAACCAACAAUCCUUACGCUCAGGGCGGCUGGCACAACCCACAAAACCCUCACUCGAUCAAUGACCAAGGAUGGAAUUCUAACGCCUCUCAUCCGCCUACAUUCGGAGCACUCCCUGCCUUCACUUCUUCCCCUCCAACAAAUUUGGUGUUCGAGUUCACCGACGUUUUGAACUGUGCUGUAAAGGGCCCGGGAGGGAAGCCCUAUUUGGUCAUUGCGACGAAUCAGACGUCCACUACGAUUACUAAACCAAAUGGCGAGCCCGUUGCGAGGGUUGGAUGGCAAACUCAUCCCUGGGUUGAGGUCGUUAAUAUCAUCAACCGGCAAACCACCUCCCUAUGGCUGCAACUUUCUUCUGACCUCAGCUACCGAACUAUGACUUUUGGUGGACGCCCAUACGCUUGGGUUCCCAAUGGCGGAUCGAUUGUGUUGUCCACUACAGGUCCCAGCCCUCCCGAGCAGCUGGUCAGAAUUAACCGAGCCAGUAACAAAGUUGUAAUGGAGAUCACGAGUCAAGCAAUCCAUGCAGGGCUUCUGGAAGUCUCUGUCGUUGCGACGGCCGCACCGCUGAACUUUACUUCGCCAACUUGAAGGUCCACAUCCCCCCUAUAGAUGAGAAACCCACUUGUAUUGCUAGAUAACCAUACUUUUGUAGCACCUAGCUUGAUACCUUACUCAUUUCGAAUGUCAUUGUGUUCAUUC
Laccaria bicolor S238N-H82 is the source of this 1054-nucleotide messenger RNA. RefSeq lists its product as uncharacterized. The transcript has 5 exons. The coding region runs from base 350 to 943 and encodes 197 amino acids. The record is from RefSeq and is a predicted model, not a curated record. Lineage: Eukaryota; Fungi; Basidiomycota; Agaricomycetes; Agaricales; Hydnangiaceae.